Messenger RNA from Hyla sarda, 1440 nucleotides. Its product is annotated as zinc finger protein OZF-like. The transcript is spliced from 4 exons. Gene Ontology annotation, molecular function: DNA-binding transcription factor activity; RNA polymerase II cis-regulatory region sequence-specific DNA binding. The coding region runs from base 1 to 1440 and encodes 479 amino acids. Gene Ontology annotation, biological process: regulation of transcription by RNA polymerase II. Lineage: Eukaryota; Metazoa; Chordata; Amphibia; Anura; Hylidae. The record is from RefSeq and is a predicted model, not a curated record.
AUGUCUAUUAAUGCAGCUUCAGAUUAUAAAGCAGAUGAUGAUAUCACACAAGAUACAUAUGAAGAACAUUCCAUUAUCCCAGAUACACCCUCAGCCCUUCACAGCCAAGAUCUGUCAUCUCAUCCUUAUAUACAGGUCCUGUCUUCUCAGUCAUCACAGGAGGUUCAGCAAAAUAAAAGUCACAGAAGGGGUGCUGGACAUCAAAGAGAUUGUGCAGGGAAGAAGCAAUAUUCAUGUUCAGUAUGUGGAAAAUGUUUUACUUCUAAAUCAAGUCUUGUUGAACAUCAGAGAACUCACACAAGGGAUAAACCAUUUUUAUGUUCAGAAUGUGGAAAAUGUUUUACUUUUAAAUCACGGCUUGUUAGACAUCAGAGAAUUCACACAGGAGAGAAGCCAUUUGUAUGUCCAGAAUGUGGAAAAUAUUUUACUCAGAGAUCACAUCUGUCUGAACAUCAAAAAAUUCAUAUUGGAGAGAAACCAUUUUCAUGUUCAGAAUGUGGAAAAUGUUUUACUCAGAGAUCACAUCUGUCUGAACAUCAAAAAAUUCAUAUUGGAGAGAAGCCAUUUUCAUGUUCAGAAUGUGGAAAAUGUUUUACUCAGAGAUCACAUCUGUCUGAACAUCAAAAAAUUCAUAUUGGAGAGAAGCCAUUUUUAUGCUCAGAAUGUGGAAAAUGUUUUACUUCCAAAUCAUGGCUUGUUCAACAUCAGAGAACCCACACAGGAGAGAAGCCAUAUUCAUGUGCAGAAUGUGGAAAAUGUUUUACUCGAAAAGCAAACCUUGGUGUACAUCAAAGAACUCACACAGGAGAGAAGCCAUUUUCAUGUUCAGAAUGUGGAAAAUGUUUUACUGACAAAUCAAGUCUUCUUAGACAUCAAAGAACUCACACAGGGGAGAAGCCAUUUUCAUGUUUAGAAUGUUGGAAAUGUUUUACCCGGAAAUCAGACCUUGUUGUACAUCAAAGAACUCACUCAGGAGAGAAGCUGCUUUCAUGCUCAGAAUGCGGGAAAUGUUUUACUAAGAAAUCACAUCUUGUUCAACAUAAAAGAACUCACACAGGGGAGAAGCCAUUUUCAUGUUCAGAAUGUGAAAAAUGUUUUAUUGACAAAUCAAGUCUUCUUAAACAUCAAAGAACUCACACAAGGGAGAAGCCAUUUUCAUGUUCAGAAUGUGGGAAAUGUUUUCCUGGGAAAACAAAUCUUGUUCAACAUCAAAGAACUCACAGGGCGGAGAGGCUAUUUUCAUGUUCAGAAUGUGAGAAAUGUUUUACUAAUAAAUCAGGUCUUGUUGAACAUCAGAGAACUCACACAGGUGAGAAGCCAUUUCCUUGUUCAGAAUGUGGGAAAUGUUUUACUAAGAAAUCAAAUCUUGUUCAACAUGAAAUAACUCACAUCAGAGAACUCACACGGGGGAAAAACUGUUUUCAUGUUCAGAAUGUGUGA